Solenopsis invicta (red fire ant) is the source of this 1519-nucleotide messenger RNA. RefSeq names its product something about silencing protein 10 (gene Sas10). The coding region runs from base 119 to 1453 and encodes 444 amino acids. Gene Ontology annotation, cellular component: nucleolus; small-subunit processome. The record is from RefSeq and is a predicted model, not a curated record. Gene Ontology annotation, biological process: maturation of SSU-rRNA from tricistronic rRNA transcript (SSU-rRNA, 5.8S rRNA, LSU-rRNA). The transcript is spliced from 4 exons. NCBI's taxonomy places the organism in Eukaryota, Metazoa, Arthropoda, Insecta, Hymenoptera, Formicidae.
CAUAGAGGCGCGGUGAUCGCUCUUAGAUUGAGGUUAGAUUUAAAUAAAAACGCGAGACAACGUGGGUAUCAUAAGUUAUCAUUUAUACUUCUUUGGAACCUUUAUAUUAUUUGCAAAUAUGGUUCGCAGAAAAAGAACGAAGAAACCUCUGAAUAAUGAGGACAUUGAUGAUAUUGAUGAUGAUAUGGAGGAUGUGGAUAUGAAUGCUGUGACAGAUUCAGAGGAAGAAUAUACAGAAACCGAAAAGAAAUUGCUUGAGAAAGUUCGGAAACAGCGCACCACUGAGAAUUUUGAUAGUGACGACGAAGUUUACGGACUGCAAGAUGGCAGCGAGGAUGACGAAGACGAUCAGCAGGACUCUAUGGAGUCUGAUAUUGAAGGGAUGCAAGAAGAUUACGAUUUGCCAAAUGACAGGGCCUGGGGUAGCAAAACAAAAGCUUUUUACUCGUCAGAUUUUAAAUAUACGGAUUAUGCAUCGGCGCCUCAAAAGGACUUGAUCAAUGCGGAGAUGGAGGAGGAAGAAGGAAAGAGGCUACACUUGAGAUCAAUGGGACAACAUUUGGCUCUUGAUGGUUCAAAUUUUAUCAAGAAUAAAGUAGCUGAAGUUACAGAGGACAUUAAAAUUGUUCAAGAUGAUUCUAAACAAGUAUCUGAUAAAGAAUCUUUUAUGAUUAUGGUUGAUACCUUUAAAGAAUACAUGACGGAAGUAAAGGAUAUUUUAGCACCCUUCCUAGAAUUGGUUAAGGAUGGAACGUGUCCUGAAUGCGAUGCAGUAACUUUUGCCAGAACUAAGUAUGAGAUUAUAUUAAAUUAUUGUACAAACAUCUCGUUUUGUUUACUGCUGAAAACCAGAGGAAAACCAGUAAAAUCGCAUCCAGUUGUAAAGCGCCUGGAGCAGUACCGUCAUUUGCUCGAUCAAUUACAAUUACAGCAGGGAGACUUGCUGGAACAAGUAACGGAAAUACUGAAAGCAGUUAAAGAAGGUAGACCACUCUACAGCAUAUCAGAUGGUUCUCGAAUACAAUCUAAUAAAAAGACACCAAGACUUCUCAGCUUGACUAAAAAGCUGGCACGUAAAAAAGAAGAAGCAAUAAUGCGAGAAGAACAGUUAUUAUCUGACAGUAUAGAUGAAGAAAGCAUGGAUGAAGAUUUAGAUAUCGAGGAGAAGCAUGAUGAUAAAUUUUUGGCUGAUGAAAAGGACAAUACCAUUCUAAAUACCAUGGACGAAGAAGCUAAAAGAGCGAUAACGUACCAAAUUGCGAAAAACAGAGGUCUUACGCCUUAUCGCAAGAAAGAAUUGCGCAAUCCAAGAGUGAAGCACAGAAAUAAAUAUCGUAAAGCAAAGAUUCGCAGAAAGGGCGCGGUGAGAGAGGUGAGAACGGAACUGACUCGUUACUCAGGCGAGAUCUCGGGUAUCAAAGCAGGUGUGAAGAAAGGCAUUAAAUUCAAAUAAUGGAAAGAUUUUAUCCCAUAUAAAUUAUGUGCAUAUUUUUUCUGAAUAUAUGAAUAUUAUUUUUAA